AUGUCCGCCGAGUACCAGGGAAAGAGCGACGAGCAGAUCAUUCAGGAGAAUGCCGCGGCGCUGAACAACAAGACGCCGUACGCGCAGUCGUCGCUUUCCGAGGACUCGGGCGUCAACGACCGCGGCAUCGAGGGCUUCGCCGGCGCCUCGGUCACCACCAGCGGCGAGGGCCGCGACAUCAUCCCGCCGUCGGAGGGCGGGGACGACCGUGCCGGCCGCGUGGGCACGCACGCCGACAACUUCGAGGGCCGUGGCGGCCCCGAGGAGUCGCGCGUCGACAACCUCGCCUUCAACACCGGCUCGUACGAGGCGCCCGGCAGCGCGGGCAAGUCGUCGGACGACGUCGUGCCGCGCACGGAGGACCAGGCGCUCGAGGCGGACCAGGAGGGCACGGCCUCGUCGUACGGUGCUUGA
Messenger RNA from Tilletiopsis washingtonensis, 414 nucleotides. RefSeq lists its product as hypothetical. The transcript is spliced from 3 exons. Lineage: Eukaryota; Fungi; Basidiomycota; Exobasidiomycetes; Entylomatales. The record is from RefSeq and is a predicted model, not a curated record. Bases 1 to 414 code for a protein of 137 amino acids.